Messenger RNA from Acanthosepion pharaonis, 1941 nucleotides. The record is from the annotation of a GenBank genome assembly. Lineage: Eukaryota; Metazoa; Mollusca; Cephalopoda; Sepiida; Sepiidae.
AUGGUGUACUUUUUCUUUUUUUUUUCAUUUCUCUCUCUCUCUCUCGUCAGGUUCUCUCUCUCUUGUUAUGACUCUCUCUCUCUCUCCCUUGUCAUGUCUCUCUCUCUCAUAUCUCUCAGUCUGUCUCUCCCUCUCUCUCUUGUAAGGUCUGUCUCUCUCUUUCUCAUGUCUCUCUGUCUCCCUCUCUCUCUCAUGUCUCUCUCUGCUAUCUUCUCUCUCUCUCUCUCUCUCUUGCCACUUUUGUUCAUCUCUCUAUUACCCUUAUCUAUCUAUCUAUCUAUCUAUCUAUCUAUCUAUCUAUCUAUCUAUCUAUCUAUCUGUUUUCCUACGUUAUGUUCUUUCUUUCUUUCUUUCUUUCUUUCUUUCUUUCUUUCUUUCUUUCUAAUUAUUUCUUUCUUUCUUUCUUUCUUUCUUUCUUUCUUUCUAGUUCCUAGGUUCUUUCUUUCUUUCUUUCUUUCUAGUUCCUACAUUCUUUUUCUUUUUUCUUUCUUUCUUUCUUUCUUUCUUUCUUUCUUUCUUUUCCUAGGUUCUUUUCUUUCUUUUCUUUCUUUCUUUCUUUCUUUCUUUCUUUCUAGUUCGUACUUCCUAGAUUAUUUCUUUCUUUCUUUCUUUCUUUCUUUCUUUCUUUCUUUCUUUCUUUCUAGUUCUUUCUUUCUUUCUUUCUUUCUAGUUCCUACGUUAUGUUCUUCCUUUCUUUUUUCUUUCUUUCUAGUUCCUAGAUUAUUUCUUUCUUUCUUUCUUUCUUUCUUUCUUUCUUUCUUUCUUUCUUUCUUUCUAGUUCCUAGUUUCUUUCUUUCUUUCUUUCUUUCUUUCUUUCUAGUUCUUUCUUUCUUUCUUUCUUUCUUUCUUUCUUUCUUUCUUUCUUUCUUUCUUUCUUUCUUUCUAGUUCCUACGUUAUGUUCUUCCUUUCUUUUUUCUUUCUUUCUAGUUCCUCGAUUCUUUCUUUCUUUCUUUCUUUCUUUCUUUUCUAAUUAUUUCUUUCUUUCUUUCUUUCUAGUUCAUAGGUUCUUUCUUUCUUUCUUUCUUUCUUUCUUUCUAGUUCCUACGUUAUGUUCUUCCUUUCUUUUUUCUUUCUUUCUAGUUCCUAGAUUCUUUCUUUCUUUCUUUCUUUCUUUCUUUCUUUCUUUCUUUCUAUUCCUUUCUUUCUUAUUUCUUUCUUUCUUUUCUUUCUUUUCUUUCUUUCUUUUUUUCUUUCUUUCUUUCUUUCUAUUCCUAGUUUCUUUUCUUUCUUUCUUUCUUUCUUUCUUUCUUUCUAGUUCCUACGUUAUGUUCUUCCUUUCUUUUUCUUUCUUUCUAGUUCUUUCUUUCUUUCUUUCUUUCUUUCUUUCUUUCUUUCUUCCUAGUUCCCAUGUUCUUCCUUUCUUUUUUUUUUUCUUUCUAGUUCCUCGAUUCUUUCUUUCUUUCUUUCUUUCUUUUCUUUUUUCUUUCUUUCUUUCUUUCUUUCUAGUUCUUUCUUCUUUCUUUCUUUCUUUCUUUCUUUCUUUCUUUCUAUUCCUAGAUUAUUUCUUUCUUUCUUUCUUUCCAGUUCCUAGGUUCUUUCUUUCUUUCUUUCUUUCUUUCUUUCUAUUCCUACGUUAUGUUCUUCCUUUCUUUUUUCUUUCUUUCAACUUCCUAGAUUCUUUCCUUCUUUCUUUCUUUCUUUCUUUCUUUCUUUCUAGUUCCUACUUCCUAGAUUCUUUCUUUCUUUCUUUCUUUAAACUAGUUCCUCUCUUCGCUCAUGCGUUUUGUUUUCUUCACGAUCUCUUUUAUUUCUUUGUUCCGUUCUUUCUUUCUUUCUUUCUUUCCAUGAUUUCGUUUAAUUCCAUCCCUUUUAUCCCCUUUUCUUUCUUUCUUUCUUUCUUUCAUGCUUCCUUUCUUCAUUUCUUUAUUUCGUUCAAGCUUCCUUCAUUUCUUUCUUUCUUACUUUUUUUUCUUUCUGUCUUAAGGCAAUUAAACUAUUAA